AUGCCGGAGCCGUGCCUGAGCUGCCCCCUCACUGUCCCCUCCCAGCUUGCCCAGAAGUACGACCCGCAGAAGGAGGCCGAGCUGCGGACAUGGAUCGAGAGCGUCACGGGGCAGCAGAUCGGGCCUGAUUUCCAGAAGGGACUGAAGGAUGGGGUGAUCCUCUGCGAGCUCAUGAACAGGCUGCAGCCCAACUCCCUAAGGAAGAUCAACCGCUCAGCUCAGAACUGGCACCAGCUCGAGCACCUCUCCAACUUCAUCAAGGACAUGGCCAAGACGAAGGGGAUGCAGAGCGGCGUGGACAUCGGUGUGAAGUACUCGGAGAAGCAGCAGAGGAACUUUGACGAGGCUAAGAUGAAGGCUGGGCAGUGCGUGAUCGGGCUGCAG
Molecule: messenger RNA, 384 nt
Organism: Balearica regulorum gibbericeps (East African grey crowned-crane)
Lineage: Eukaryota; Metazoa; Chordata; Aves; Gruiformes; Gruidae
Source: RefSeq, a predicted model, not a curated record